Molecule: messenger RNA, 3042 nt
Organism: Parnassius mnemosyne (clouded apollo)
Lineage: Eukaryota; Metazoa; Arthropoda; Insecta; Lepidoptera; Papilionidae
Source: the annotation of a GenBank genome assembly
AUGAAAUAUUUAAAUGUAGCAGAAAAAAAUGAUGCCGCGAAGAAUAUAGCUUUACAUUUAUCAAGAGGAACUUCAAUUAGGCGAGAAGGAUUAUCACAAUACAAUAAAAUAUAUGAAUUUGAAGCUGACGUAAUGGGCCAAAAAUGCACAAUGGUUAUGACUUCAGUAUCAGGACAUCUUCUUGCUCUUGAAUUUGCAAGUUCUUACAAAAAUUGGCAGUCAUGUAACCCUCUAACACUUUUUGAUGCACCAGUUCUGAAAUAUUGCCCUGAAAAUUAUGAGAAAAUUAAGAAAACUUUAGAGAGAGAAGUACGCAGCUGUCAAGGUCUUAUAAUUUGGACAGAUUGUGACAGAGAGGGUGAGAACAUAGGCUUCGAAAUAAUAGAGGUGUGUAGUGCAAUUAAGAGCAACCUGAAAAUAUACCGUGCCAAAUUCUCUGAGAUAACAGCUGUGUCAGUUCGUCGGGCGUUACAGAACCUGGAGCAACCAAACAAGAACAUCAGCAAUGCUGUUGAUGUGAGGCAAGAACUUGAUUUGAGGAUAGGGGCUGCGUUUACAAGGUUUCAAACACUACGAUUACAAAAGGUGUUUCCUUCCAAACUAUCAGAUAGCCUUAUAAGUUACGGAUCAUGUCAGUUCCCAACUCUUGGCUUUGUUGUAGAAAGAUACAGAGCGGUAAAUAAUUUUGUUGCAGAAACAUUUUGGAAAAUAAAAGUUAACCACACCAUGAACAAUCUAAGUGUAGACUUCACUUGGGACAGAGUUCGCUUGUUUGAUCAAGAGGCGUGCCAGGUCCUUCACGACAUAUGUUUAGAAAACCCGUUGGCUAAAGUAAUCAGCGUGAAAACAAAACCUAAGUCAAAGUGGAGACCAUUGCCGUUGGACACAGUGGAAUUAGAAAAAUCGGCUUCAAGAAAAUUAAAAAUCAAUGCAAAAGAAACAAUGCGACUAGCUGAAAAACUAUAUACCCAAGGUUUCAUCAGCUAUCCCCGAACAGAAACCAAUGAAUUCCCCAAGGAAAUGAACCUGGCGCAACUCGUUGGAUUGCAAACCGGUGACCCCAGUUGGGGAGCAUUUGCUCAAGGGAUUUUAGAUAGUGGAGGCCCAACGCCGAGACAAGGGAAUAAGAGCGAUAAAGCUCACCCUCCUAUACAUCCAACGAAAUAUACCAAUAGUUUGUCGGGCAAUGAACAGCGGCUCUAUGAGUUCAUAGUACGUUCAUUCCUCGCCUGUUGCUCAAAAGACGCCCAAGGGCAGGAGACCAGUGUCGCCAUCGAAGUGGCCAAGGAAACUUUCUCAGCCAGUGGACUUAUGAUCACAGCACGUAACUAUUUAGAAGUGUACCCGUAUGACAAAUGGUCUUCCAAAGAGAUUCAUGUAUACGAAAAUGGUCAGACAUUCAAUCCGACCAGUAUCGACAUGGUAGAUGGAAGUACAUCCCCUCCAAAUUUGUUAACAGAAGCCGAUCUCAUUGCUCUCAUGGAAAAACAUGGCAUUGGGACGGAUGCAACUCAUGCAGAACACAUAGAGACGAUAAAAAACCGUUCAUACGUCGCCCUCGCGGACGCGAUACAUUUCGUGCCGGGACUGUUGGGGAUGGGGCUCGUUGAGGGCUACGACGCCAUGGGCUUGAACAUAUCCAAACCUCACCUAAGAGCUCAGCUUGAAGCCGAUUUGAAAGCCAUCAGUGAAGGAAGGAAGCAACCGGAAGUUGUUUUGGCUGAACAGAUAGCGAAAUACAAGGAGGCGUACAUCACAGUAACUGCGGAAGCUAACAAAAUCGAUAACGCGUUAGCAGAGAGGUUCAGCGAACGACCUAACGAAUAUGUUCCUACCACCGAGACCCUACCAGUCGAUAUGCCUACAGUGCUGAAAUGUCCAAAAUGCGGAACAGGUAUGGUGAUAAGGCAAAAGAAGAACAACCCAGAAUUGUUGUUUAUAAGCUGCCAGUCAUAUCCGAAUUGUAAAAAUGCAGUCUGGCUGCCGAGCAUCGUCAAAUCACUGCAAGUGUUACCAGAAACUUGUCCAAGAUGUGGUCCGAACUACAAUAAAUUGAAAUUUGAAUGGCGUAAUAAUUCGAUAAGUCACUUAUAUCCACCACCCUAUAUCGGAUGUAUCGGGGGCUGUGACCCUAUUUUUCUUGAGUUUCUACAAAUAAACCCAUCUAGUGUAAAAGCUUCGACAAACACAAACCAAAACAUACCCAAUAACAUCAGACCGAAUAAUGAAAAUCGCUCAAACAAUUUAGGACCCAAUGCGAACAAUAUUAGACCAAACGUACAGAGAAAUACUUCAAUAGGAAAUAUGCCGUCGCGACCAAAUAAUACGGGUAAUGCGCAACCAAAGCAAUUCGCACCUACCAACAAUAGUGCUAGAGUACAAAAUACAGCAGCACCGACAAGAGUUCCAGCACCAAGGAUUGUCGGAGACUCAGAAGACAAUAAUGUUAUAUGUGGUUGUAACAAACCAGCGAUUCAGUUGACUGUGAGGAAACAGAAUGCGAAUUUUGGUAAAAAAUUCUACAAAUGUCCAGUAGGGAAGGAAAACGGCGGCUGUGAUUUUUUCCUUUGGGCACCUGAGUCCGAAGGGAAUGUUCUGAAUCCUUACGAAACUCCACCUGAGUCGACGAUAUCUCGCGGCCAUGGCUCGUCGCCUAGCAACAGCAGCGGCGGUACUGCAAGGGGCUGGGGCAUAGCGCCCAGCUUCCCCAGGGAAGAGUACCAACAGAACGAGGAUAAUGUUAUGUGCAAUUGUGGUCUGCCGUGUAAAAAGAUAACAGUCCAUAAAGAGGGUCCGAAUAAAGGACGCCCGUUCUACGGAUGUCCAAAAGAUUUCAAUUCGCGAUGCAAUUUCUUUCAAUGGGCUGAUUCUGGAAGCACAGUGGAAUGGGGCGGUAGUAAUGCGACACGAGGCAGAGGUCGAGGUCGAGCCAGUGGCAGUGGCAGUGGCAACGGUGAUGCUGGAGGACCGAGAACGAGGAAAUGCGGUCUUUGUCGACAAGAAGGACACACGAGAUCUCGUUGCCCUAAUAAUGUGUCAUAA